Molecule: messenger RNA, 867 nt
Organism: Heteronotia binoei (common prickly gecko)
Lineage: Eukaryota; Metazoa; Chordata; Lepidosauria; Squamata; Gekkonidae
Product: zinc finger and SCAN domain-containing protein 30-like
Exons: 2
Coding region: 1-867 (288 amino acids)
Source: RefSeq, a predicted model, not a curated record
AUGGAGAGGCUGAGCCUGACAGAACCCAACGCUGGGGAAGGAAAAGAUUCUCUCGUCCAGACUGGGGCCAUCAAGGCAUUUCUGCUUGGGACAGCUGCUCCAAAAAUUAAGCAAGAGCUACAUGAGGGGCCAUCCAGGCACUGGGAAACUCAGUGGCCGGAGUUUCUGACCACAGUGAAGUCCCCACAGAGGCAGGCAGAACACUUUAAGCUUCCUCAGGCCCAGUCAGUGGAGGACAUGAAGGUAUUUCCAGCUUCCUUUGAGGGAGUACCUACUGAUGUCAGCCAGGGGCCUGGAAAAGCAUGUAUGACUCUGAACCUGACCAAUUUUAGUGGAGAAACCCCAGAGCCCUACAAAAGGACAGCUCUUUCUGUGAAAGUGAAGGAAGAGAUUGAGGAUGAGGAGGAUUCUGCCUGCCCAGAAAUGUGGCGUCAGCAAUUCAGGCAGUUUAGCUACUGGGAAGCUGAGGGUCCCCAGGAAGUCUUCAGUCAGCUCUGGGAACUUGGCCACCAGUGGCUGAAGCCUGAGAGGCACACCAAAGAGCAGAUUGUGGAGAUGGUGAUCCUGGAGCAGUUUCUGUCCAUCCUGCCUCAGGAAAUACAAAGCUGGGUGAGGGAACGCGGCCCUGAGACUGGUGCCCAGGCGGUGGUUUUGGCAGAGGACAUCUUGAAAAGGCCACAAGAGGCUGAAAGGCUGGAACAAAAGAUUCUGGGGACUUUUAAAGACAUGGCUGCAAACUCCCCCAAAUCUGAACAGGAUGACUCAGACAUUAUGCAGGUGCACAUUUCCAUUGAGGAUCAGCAAGAGGAGGAGGAGGAGGAAACCAGCUUUCUCGGUAAAUAUUUAGAACUGCAUUCUUUAGUAUGA